AAGUAUGAAUUACUGUAUUUCUCUAUGAACGUCCUUCAGAGACUCGCUUGCCCAUGAAUCACUUUUUCCAUGGGCUCCCUUCCAACGGAAAACAUACAAUUCAACCUUUUCCUUGCAGUCAGAACCACUGGCCAGUCACUUUCUCUUCUUCAACUCAACACGGAAGAGUUCGGGCUAUUGACUACGAAGCAUUUCCAGUAGCUUAUCCUUAAGAAGUCCUUAAAACUAGACCUAUUGUAUGUUCGUGGCACUGUUACGGCUUCGGAAAACUUCACUUUUGGUCAGAUAUGUGAAGAAUAAUUGAAACCUCACUGUCAUACUGACCUGGUCAGAUAUGGAUCUACAAUUGAUUGUUUCGUUCAUAUACUGCCUUGUCCUACCACUCGUCUUAUUAACAGCUUGCCUUCUUCGUUUCAACAUACUGUCCUUGGUAUACUUUGUUUAUCUCCUGUUGCUGCCGUGGUUUUUAUGUCCCAACAAACACACGAUCAGAGGAAAUACAGGCCAUUUCAUCAGAGCAAUAUUCUGCACCAGUCUACUGUUUGUAUUUGCUCAUGUCUGCUUCCAGACAGUACUAUAUACCUACCCUCCUCUAAAUGAUGCUAUUGCUGAAAACUGUUCCAAUGUGGACAUCAUAACCAGACAUAUAGGACUGUCCAGGCUUCCGCUUGAGGAUCCUUGGACUGUAUUACGCCUUCUUAGUCCUGACUUGGUGCUAUGUGGGAUUUCCUUACUAACCAUCAUUCUUUGCAGAAGAUUGGUCACAAACAGAGAAAUAGUGGCCGCAGCUGCUAUUACAACAUUGGAAGAUGAAGAAACAGAUGACGAGGAUGAAACUGAGCAAGAAUCAGAAGAAGAGGAUGACCAAAGAUCAUUUCCAAGUGGCAUCACUCAGGAGCUUGCAACAGCAACCUUAACCAAGGAGCUGGCUGAGCAUUUAAAGGCCGUAAUCCAUAAAGUACUGCAGGACCUUGGAAAAAUCUUGGCCAUCAUCUUACUUGCCUUGGCUGGAAUUAUACUGCCCUCUGCUUUCUCAGCCAUCUACUUUUUGCUUUUCAUUGGUGCAAGCACAUGGUGGGCGUGUCACCUUCCAAUUAGUUCCCUGGGUUUCAAAACACUGUUUGUGAUGGUUGGCUUCUUCACUGCUGGCCACAUUGUUUGUCUUUACCUAUACCAGUGUCUCUUGGCCCAGGUUCUUUUCCCACCACACAGUCUGUGGGCAAGGCUCUUUGGUCUGAAAGACAUUUUAAAGCCUGGCAACUGCUCUUCACCAUAUGACUUCAAACUUAAUGCUGAAUAUGACUGGCCAGUUUAUGUAAACCCAGGAAUACUCUUCCUUCUCUACAUUAUCUCAGCAGUGGUUCUGAAGACAGGAUGUCACGGAACACUUAAUCAGGAUGAAGAGAAUCAGCAGCUGCUCAAAAUUGAAACUGAGCCAAAGGAGGAGAUGUUGGAGUUAAACUCAUGCAAUCAAAAGAGGGGUGACUGUAAAGAUGACACAGAGCUCAUGCUCUUGUGUGUGGGAGCAGACUGUCGGGAAGAAACUGUGGUUCAAGAGGGUCCACCUCAACUCGGUUUUGCUCAUGAAACUGGUGGCCAAAAGACUGAAAAGCAAUUUUUAAUGCUGGGAAAGAUGGUCAUGCAGCAGAGUUAUGUCUGUGCGCUGAUAGCAAUGAUGGUUUGGAGCAUCACAUACCACAGCUGGCUGACAUUUGUGCUACUAUUGUGGGCUUGUCUUCUCUGGAUUCUGCGCGCUAGACGACAUGCAGCCAUGCUGUGCUCUCCGUUUAUCCUGAUCUAUGGUCUGGCGCUGUGUUGUCUGCAGUAUGUAUGGGCCAUGGAGCUUGUGACUGAACUGCCUACCAUCAUAGGAAACAUGAGUCUGAGACAGCUUGGGUUGGAUAAAGCCCAGUACCCCUGCCUGAGACUGGGAGCUAUGCUCCUGUUCACUUCGACCUUCUGGCUUUUAGUGCGCCAGUCAGUCCAAGAAAUCUUCAGCAAGAGGAGGAAAAGGGCUACACCACUAGAAGAAGACAAUACAGCAGACGAGAUGGAUUCCAAAAAUGAUUAUGUGCUUAAGCUCCUGGGAGGCAUUGUGCUGAGUUUUUAUGCCAAAUAUUGGAUCUACGUGUGUGGUGGCAUGUUCCUGAUUGUCUCAUUUAUUGGAAAACUGGUUGGGUACAAGAUCAUCUACAUGCUGCUAUUUCUGCUCUGCCUCUGUAUAUAUCAGGUAUACUACCCCGUCUGGAGGCGUCUUUUGAAGCUAUUCUGGUGGCUUGUUGUGGCCUACACUAUGUUGGUGCUGAUAGCCAUCUACACAUAUCAGUUCGAAGACUUCCCUGAUUAUUGGAGGAAUUUUACUGGACUCUCCAAACAACAGCUUGCAGCGAUUGGCCUGGAGACGUUUGCCCUCUCAGAGCUCUUCACCAGUAUUCUUAUCCCUGGAUUCUUCCUGUUGGCCUGUAUUCUGCAGCUACACUAUUUUCACAAACCCUUCAUGAGAAUCACUGAUCCUGAACACGCUCCACCGAUUCACCGGAAAAGGAGCUGUGAGCCGACUGGUUCUGCUAAUGUCAGAAUGACCUCUGACUCGGAAGAAGUGUUAACUAAUCUUGUUGAUGAACAAGAUGACAAAGCGGAGCAUAUGCCUACUAAGUGGGGUCUGGUGAUUGACAGGCUUCUGGUUCUGUUCAAAAAGUUCUCAGACAUUCUCCAAAAAGCUCAAGCCUUUCUCUGGACUCUUCUAGAGAUUCACAUUAUUAAGAUGGUGGCGUUCUACUCUGUGUGGGUUGCACUUGAAGAGCCCUCUGUGUUUAACCUGGUCCUGGUGGUGUUAUGGUCUUUGGCAAUGCCUUUCAACCGCUUCAGACCAAUGGCUUCCAGUCUGUCAACAAUCUGGGUGUGUGUCAUCAUCAUGUGUAAAAUGCUGUACCAACUCAGUGUUGUGGACCCAAUGGAGUACUCCAACAACUGCACCUUGCCGCUUCUAAAUGAAACCAAUCUUUCACAAAGUGAAAUAAUGAAUUCAUCCUUGUAUAUGGCACCAGUGGAUCCAGCCAAAUGGUUUGGCAUCAGAAAGGAAGCUUCCGUGCUGGACUAUAACAAGAACCAUUUAGUACUGCUGCUAUUAUUGGUGUUUGAGGUCACAGUGUACCGUCACCAGGCACAUCACUACCGUCAGCUGCAACGAUCUCCAUCAAACAUACCUACGCUGUUCCCAAAAGUCACUAGGAAAACAUUAGACGAAGGACUGAUACCUUGCUUUAAGUACCUGCUCAAUUACACUUUCUACAAAUUUGGAUUAGAGAUCUGCUUCCUAAUGACAGUGAAUGUAAUCGGCCAACGGAUGAACUUCUUGGUUAUAAUCCAUGGUUGUUGGCUGGUAGCCAUCUUGGUGAGGCGACGUCGGGCAGCUAUUGCAAGGAUAUGGCCAAAGUACUGUCUCUUUCUGGCCAUAUUCACGGUCUAUCAAUAUACACUGUGCGUGGGUAUACCACCUGCUCUAUGUAAAGAUUACCCAUGGCGGUGGAACACCUCACUUUUAAUAAACUCAGCUCUAAUUAAAUGGCUUUAUCUGCCAGACUUCUACACUGUACCAAACUCCAAAAACCUCAUAGUGGAUUUUGUGCUUCUGAUGUGUGCAUCCCAGCAGUGGAAAGUGUUUAAGUGUGAGCAGUUGGAAGAGUGGAUUGUUCUGGCUGGAGACAAUACAGACAACCCUGAGCCGAUGGCGGGUCGAUUGUUUAAUCCUGCACCCAACUUUGUCAACUGCAGGAGUUACCUGGACAUGGCUAAAGUUUUGGUUUUUCGCCACUUAUUCUGGUUUGUACUGUCGGUAGUCUUCAUCACUGGGGCGACACGAGUCUCAGUGUUUGGAUUGGGAUACCUUCUCUCCUGUUUCUUUUUUUUGCUGUUUGGGACUCAACUGUUGGUCAAACCCUCCAGGACACGCCUUGCCAUGUGGGACUGUCUCAUCAUCUAUAAUGUGGCAGUCAUCAUAUCAAAAAAUAUUCUAUCAAUUCUAGCGUGCGUGUUUGUUUCUGAAAUGCAGAAAGGAUUUUGUUGGAUGAUCCAACUCUUCAGUUUAGUUUGUACAGUCAAAGGAUACUACAAUCCAAACCUAGUUAGUGAUGAGAACUGCAGCCUCCCAAUAGAGGAAGCUGGGAUCAUCUGGGACAGUGUAUGUUUUCUCUUCCUGUUGCUGCAGAGAAGGGUUUUCCUGAGUUACUAUUUCAUCCAUGUAGAAGCCGAAUUGCAGGCAUUUCGCAAACAGGCCUCAAGGGGGUUUGAGCUCUUCAAAGCCACGAUAAUGAAAAACAUUAGAUCACACCAACAGGCUGAGAUGAAAUCCUUAUCCCAGCUCAAGAGAUCAAUGCACAGAAUUCGAUCCAAACAGCAGAGGUACAGAGAUGGACAUAAGGUUCUUGAAGAAGACCAUCAGAGCCAAAGUUCUGAAGCGACGACAAAGCAAAAGAAAGAAGGCUGGUCUCGACCAUGGCAGGACCAUGCAACAGUCUUGCAUUCAGGAUGGUAUUACCUCUUUGAAUCAGACAGUGAGGGUGAAAAUGAAAUGUUAGAAGAACAGAAGCCUCAGAAACAAACUGCCUAUCAGUUGGCUUAUCAGGCAUGGGUGAGCAAUGUGAAAACAGCUUUAAAAGAACAUCAAAGAAGCCGAAGACAACAGAGACGAGUUGAAAUAGUUGAGGAUGAGCGUACAACACAACAAACCUCACAAGACAGUUGCUCUGUCACAGGCUCAGACGACAAUGUAUUUGAAGAUCCUCAAUUAGAGGAGCUAGAAGAGUCUGGUCGUGGAGAAAUUGUUCAGAGAAUAUUGGAUACAGUACGUUUCUUAUGGGCCAUAUUACUAGCCCUAAUGGAUGGAUUGACCCAGUGGCUGAACCUGCUGACGAAACAAUAUAGAGAAACAUCAACUGUUCUGUGCAAUGAACGCUACUUCUUCGUACACAAGAUACAGCAACCUCACACACAAGAUACAUUUAUGGAUGACCAAUCUCAACACAGCGAGGGCCCUACACAAGUAGAUACAUAUUUGAGUCAAACUGAAACAUACUGCUCAACUCAAUACAGCCUCUUAGAGGAGACCCGGACUGUAGAGGAGUUGUCUCCUUCCAAACCAAGACUCACUAGCACUGCAAACUUCCUGAGUCCUGAGCAUCUUCUUGACAACAAUGAGCUGAUAUCUGACACUCAGUCCAUACAACACAAACACUCAAGAACAGCCAGCGAAGUCCUUGGAGACAGGCAGUUCUUUAGUGAGGAGCUGGAACAGAGCAUAAUGUUCUACAGCAACCAAAACCGUCUCCUGAAGCUCUUGUUUGCCACACACAGUCUUCUGGCAGCCAACUCUGAACUAGUUUGUUAUUUCAUUAUAAUAAUGAAUAAUCUAGUCAGUGGGUCUGUGAUAUCAUUGGUGAUGCCAAUUAUGGUAUUUCUAUGGGCUAUGUUGACUGUUCCAAGACCAACCAAAACAUUUUGGAUGACUGCCAUUGUCUACACGGAGGUGAUGGUGGUUGUAAAAUACCUUUUUCAGUUUGGAUUUUUUCCGUGGAACAGUGCUUAUGAAAUGACAUUAAAUGAAGACAAACCUUUCUUCCCACCUCGCAUCCUUGGUCUAGAAAAGACAGACACCUUCAUAAGAUAUGAUCUCCUUCAAUUACUGGCUCUGUUCUUUCAUAGAUCCUUGCUCAUGCGUUACGGCUUGUGGAACCAGAAAGAUCCCUUGUUGGAACAAAGUCAUUCAUCAGGAGAUGUCAAGGAAGAUGGAGUAGGAAUUAAAGUUGAAAGACUAAACUCAGCAUCUACCUCACAAAAUCUUAUCACUGACCUGGAACAGCAUGAAACGUCCUUUCCAGAUGACUCCAUGGCAUCCCAGAACAGAAGACAUAGUAUGUCGGGGCUCAGUCAUUCCGCAGUGCUGAAAAAGGAUGAAAUGAGUUUGAGCAAUGAAGAGGUCUUAGAGGGAAUCAGUGGCCUCCACCUACGCAAGAAAUCUAAAGAGCUAAAAAAACAGACGUCCCAAGAUCGCAGCACAGACCGACCAACAAAGAAGAGGAGAUUCAGACGGAAAGAAGAAGCCGGCAAUAAAAUGCGCACUUUCACACACAAGCUAAAAAAAGUAUUUAUCAGUAGGAUCCAGAGAAUUUUCAGGCCUAUUCAGUGUUUCUUCAUUGAAACUCUCCAAGCUGACUAUCGUGUUGCCACUGAUGUCUACGCACUCAUGUUCCUGACAGAUGUAAUUGACUUCAUCGUCAUUGUUUUUGGGUUUUGGGCAUUCGGGAAACACAGCGCAGCAGCUGAUAUUGCCUCCACUUUAUCAGAGGACCAAGUUCCUGAAGCAUUUCUGGUGAUGCUUCUUAUUCAGUUCACGACCAUGAUCAUCGACAGAGCUUUGUACCUGCGCAAGGCUGUUGUGGGAAAACUUGUUUUCCAGGUCGUUCUUGUCAUUGGCAUACACCUCUGGAUGUUCUUCAUUCUACCUGCUGUCACUGAAAGGAGAUUCAAUCAGAAUUUUGUGGCUCAGCUAUGGUACUUCUUCAAGUGCAUUUACUUUGCCUUGUCAGCAUAUCAGAUUCGAAGCGGGUACCCUACUCGUAUUCUUGGCAACUUCCUGACCAAAAACUACACCCACCUCAACUUGUUUCUUUUCCAAGGUUUUCGUUUAGUUCCUUUCCUUGUGGAGCUUCGAGCUGUAAUGGACUGGGUUUGGACGGAUACCACGCUGUCGCUCUCAAACUGGAUGUGCGUGGAGGACAUUUAUGCAAACAUUUUCAUCAUAAAAUGCAGCCGUGAGACAGAAAAGAAAUAUCCUCAGCCUAAAGGACAAAAGAAAAAGAAGAUGGUAAAAUAUGGAAUGGGUGGACUCAUCAUCAUCUUCUUAGUGUGCAUCAUAUGGUUUCCCCUGCUCUUCAUCUCACUGGUCAGAUCUGUAGUGGGUGUUGUAAACCACCCCAUUGAUGUGACUGUUACCGUCAAGCUAGGAGGUUAUGAGCCUCUCUUCACCAUGAGUGUGCAGCAGCAGUCCAUCCAACCAUUUACUGAGCUUGAAUAUGAAAAGCUCACCAAAAAGUUUGGCAACAAUGCGGUAGCCAUGCAGUUCAUUUCACUUUAUGGUUAUGAGGACGUUGUCACAGCCAUGAUUGAAGGGAGUUCCGGCUCAGUGUGGAGAAUAAGCCCCCCCAGCCGCCAGGAAGUCAUAAAAGAACUGCUUGGAAGCCCUGCUGACCUAACAUUGCGUCUAUCGUGGAAUUUCCAAAGGGACUUGGGGAAAGGAGGGACUGUAGAGCACACAUUUGACAAACACUCAAUUAACCUGGAACCUGGGAACCCUGUGAGGGCUGAUCUAGCUUCUCUUUUGCUGGGCAAUCGUACGAAGCCAGUCCAUGUUCCAAAUAUGUUUCCAAAUUACAUCCGGGCCCCCAAUGGAGCAGAGGCCAAACCAGCUAGUCAACUAUAUGAAGGAGAUGAAGAAGGCUACCAGAAUAUAACCCUGUCCUUGAUGACUGACUACUCCAUGAACUCCAGUGGGAAACAGGAAUGGUGGGACAUUGCCAUUGGAGGCUGUUCCCCUUCCUUAUGUGGGGUUCUCCCUAUGAUCAUAUUCAAUGAUAAAGUCAGCCCACCCAGUCUUGGAUUCCUCGCCGGAUAUGGGAUCAUGGGUUUGUAUGUGUCUGUUGUCCUGGUCAUUGGAAAGUUUGUACGAGGCUUCUUCAGCGAAAUCUCUCACUCCAUCAUGUUUGAGGAGCUUCCCUGUGUAGACCGCAUACUGAAGCUUUGUAUGGACAUCUUCCUGGUGCGUGAGACUGGAGAGCUGGAGCUUGAAGAGGAGCUUUAUUCAAAACUCAUCUUCCUUUAUCGAUCGCCAGAAACCAUGAUUAAAUGGACUAGGGACACCUGCAGCCGAGACCAACGUUGAAACACUAACUGGCUGUGUUCUUACCUGUCAAAUUUUGGAUACGAAAAUAAGGGACAUUUUCCAGCGCUCGCUGUCCCCUCAACUAAGCUCCGGUAUCCCUUCCAUUUUAGGACAGGAGUACAAGAUAUCUAAAUAAACAACUUGUCAACAGUUUAUGAAUUAGGUGAUCAGAAUCUGAUAGGUCUACCUUUGUUGACGUUAAAUUCUGUGAACAUCACUGAGCCCCAUCCUGCUCCAAGGAAUGGACAGUCUUCCUUCGUGGCUCGUUUGCUCGGUCCAGUUCUCUUCUCAAUUCAAGACAGACACACAGACUCAUCAGAUUGCUUAUUCCUUGGACGUUUUUGAAGACUCCAAGCAGAUAACCCGGGAUGAAUUUGGCUAGAAUUUUUUGCUAGAACUCCCUGACAUAGUCACCAAGCAGCAGAAAUUUUCAUUUUUUAAACACUGACACAUCUUUACAAUGGUAUAUCGAUUCUUGGCGGGAGCAUAUCGAUGACCUUUUGGGAUACCAAGUAUUACAGAAGUGUUACAGCAUCGCAGUACAGUGGUACCUCUACUUACAAACGUCUCAACAUACAGAAAAUUCAGGUUAAGACACGCCUCAAUGGGAAAAUAUUGCCUCUUGUUACGAAAGAAAUUUCAGGAUAAGAAAGGCAAAAACACAGUAUGGCUGGUACCCGCGGCUCCUAGAAUUUACUGAAUGUAACAUAGUAAUAGCUGCUCUGCCAUUGGUUAUUGCCUAGCAUUCCUGGCAUCCAGUUGGCUAAGAGGGACUUCUACUGUAUGUGUAUGUGUGUAUCCCAGCAUCCUCCUCAUUCGCCCCUCGUGUUCCGACAGCUUUACAUGAGUGUAUUAACUUUUAUUCUUUAUUCUUGUUUUUUUACAUUAUGCACAACUGAGAUUUUAUGUUUAUUGUGCAAUAAUCUAAUUGUAACAUAUUUGUUACAUGUUUUGAUGCAUUUUUAUGCAUUACAAAAGAUGUCUGAAUUUUGGGGGCUUGGAACGGAUAAGGACAUUUACAUGAAAAAUAUGUCUUUACUUACAGAAUUUUCCGGUUACAAAACUACUACCAGAACCAAUUGAUUUAAUUAAGUAUAGGUACCACUGUAUAUCACAUUUCAAAAACAUCCUAAAACCACCAAAAUGCAAAGAAAACGGCUUUUACCAGUUAUACCUGGCUAUAACACACAACAAAAGACAACAGGUCUUACACGUGCAGUAGGUUACUGCAUUACACUUACUGUAACAGGGCAUACACAAGAAACUGAUUGUGAUACAAAAAUCUUUUUUCAAUUAUGUGCCAAAUAACAGUUAACAAAAACACCAUUAAGCACACCCUCCACCUCCUAAUUUAUACAUUAACAUGGAAGAUGUUCUGAACCUCCCCAUCAGAGCAAAUAAAAAAAAAAGUCAACUUUUUUUCUCUUAAAGAUCUGAUCAAUUUCCUGUUUCCUGCAUUGUCCUUUCUUAUUUCAUUAAUUUAACACGUUGUCCGUUACCUCUCUGGUUUGUCCAUUUUUUUGUUGUUCCAGAAAAUGCUUGUGCAUUUGAACCAAUCAGAGCUAACUAUCCAUGCUAAUCACAUUAGCCAAUUGAACAAACAACUGAGUUCAGGGUUGUUUGGUGUGCGCAUGUGCAUAUCCACACAACUCGUCAGAUACACUGUGACUGACCUAGUGGACAUAACUCCAUGGUAUAAAUAUCAGUGUAAACCUAUUACGACACACAAGCAUUUUAUUUAGACUUGUUGUUAACACAUGUUUGUGAAUCUGACGUAAGUGUAUUGUUUUCUUGGAGAUGCUGGUGGUGGCAGCCUGGCAGGUAAGUAAUUUAACACAAAAUUGUCCGAUAAUGACUUUUUAACCGAUAUCCAGAUACUGUCCAACCAAAAAUCCGAUAUGGAUAUCAAACCAAUACUGAUAUAUGUGGUCAUCGACAGAACAUAAUAUUGCUAAUUGCAUUGUGAUGCCCCACUGCAUGCUUUAAUAAUGAUAAACGUAACAACUUAUUACAAAUAAACAUUCUUUGAAGAAUAAGCUGUGCUAAGCUGUGACCAACCCCCUUACAAAGGCAGAAGGCUUCUACAUUCACUUAGGCAUAUUAGCCCAAAACAGACUUUCCCCACUCUUACCCCUGCCGAUAACGGCGAUCUUGAUGUUGUCCAACUUCAAAAUCCGAUAGAUAUACAAGGUCGUGGACUUUACAUAUUCAUGCUAAUUGUAUUGUGAUGCCCCACAGGAUGCUUUAAUGAUGAGAUGGCAAAGAAUUACAAAUACAGGCAGGCAAUCAUUGAGCGCAUGGCUUAAAGUGAGGGGAAAAAAUUGAU
This is a messenger RNA of Corythoichthys intestinalis (scribbled pipefish), 10262 nucleotides long. It is a transcript of the gene piezo1, whose product is annotated as piezo type mechanosensitive ion channel component 1 (Er blood group). Bases 335 to 7936 code for a protein of 2533 amino acids. The record is from RefSeq and is a predicted model, not a curated record. The transcript has 54 exons. NCBI's taxonomy places the organism in Eukaryota, Metazoa, Chordata, Actinopteri, Syngnathiformes, Syngnathidae. Gene Ontology annotation, molecular function: mechanosensitive monoatomic ion channel activity. Gene Ontology annotation, cellular component: membrane.